This is a messenger RNA of Melospiza georgiana, 925 nucleotides long. It is a transcript of the gene CLMB, whose product is annotated as chromosome 14 C16orf74 homolog. The coding region runs from base 462 to 734 and encodes 90 amino acids. Lineage: Eukaryota; Metazoa; Chordata; Aves; Passeriformes; Passerellidae. The record is from RefSeq and is a predicted model, not a curated record. The transcript is spliced from 4 exons.
UCAUCAGGGCCUCGGGGAUGCUGCUGUCCUUGGGUGUGGGCACUGUUGGGGCACUUGGUACCCCUCAGGCUGCUCGUAGGGAUGUUGGGCACCCGGGGGCUUUGCUGGCACUCCUUCCUCUCUCUCUCUCAUCUCUGAGCCGCCUUGUGCAGCGGGGUGAGAGCAAAUCCGCGCUCCCCCAUCACCCAAGGGCUUUGCUGGGCACGGACGGGGGCUCGGAGCGGGGCUGGAUGGGAGGAGGAGCCGGGGCUCCGCUCUCCUCACUCACUCACCGGGCUCCAACCAACCCCGCCAAGCCCAAAGGCGCCCGGCUGGCACCUCCUGCCCAGCAUCCCCCGUGCCAGCCUGCGGCACCCGGGAGCUGGGAUGCGACCGCGGGCAUCGCCGCUGCGGGCACCGGCGCCUGCAGCGAGGGCCGGCGGCGGGGCUGGAGGGCCGGAUGCCGCUGAGAGGAUGAGAACAUGGGGCUCAGGUUAUCCUGCCUGAAAGCUUUGUUUUCCCAGCUUUGUUUUCUCAUUCCCGUGCUUGCCCCGCACCUUUUGCUCUGGAGAACCCAUGGGUUCAGUGAAUCAGGCCUGAAGAUGUGUGUGAGCAGCGGCAACGGCAGCGAGGGGACCCCGAGGGCGGCACAGAAGCACCUCCACGUGCCCUCCAUCAUCGUCACGCCGCCCACGCCCACGGGCACCGCGCUGGCCCGCCGUGGGGAGGGCCCCUCACCCUGCAGCCCCUGCUGAGAGAGGGGACACCGGGGACACCCGCGUCGGGAUGGAGCCACAGCCCCCAGGGCACGGCUGCUGCUGCCAGGGACACGCGGGGCACCCACACGGGUGGGUUUGGACACCUGGGAUCGGGGCUUGUCCCUUUUCCUGGCAGCGACGGGGAGGGGGAUCCUCCCCAUGGUGAAUAAAACCCCAUGGGCUCUGCA